Messenger RNA from Penicillium paradoxum, 1011 nucleotides. RefSeq names its product thymidylate synthase. Gene Ontology annotation, cellular component: mitochondrion; cytosol. Gene Ontology annotation, molecular function: thymidylate synthase activity. The record is from RefSeq and is a predicted model, not a curated record. The transcript has a single exon. The coding region runs from base 1 to 1011 and encodes 336 amino acids. Gene Ontology annotation, biological process: dTMP biosynthetic process. NCBI's taxonomy places the organism in Eukaryota, Fungi, Ascomycota, Eurotiomycetes, Eurotiales, Aspergillaceae.
AUGACUCAAGAUCAAGUAGCUGCCGCCCCCGUGGCAUCCUCGCCACCACACGACCCCUCGCACGAAGAGCACCAAUACCUCAAUUUGAUUCGCACAAUCCUUUCCGAAGGUGAACACAGGCCUGACCGCACCGGCACUGGAACACGAUCGAUCUUCGCGCCACCUCAAUUGCGCUUCUCUCUUUCAAAGCCCAACCCAGAAGGCGGCGAGCCAAUUCCCGUCUUGCCCCUCCUCACCACGAAGCGAGUCUUCCUACGCGCCGUGCUCGCCGAACUACUCUGGUUUAUCUCUGGUUGCACAUCAUCGCUACCUCUCUCCGAGGCUGGCAUCAAGAUCUGGGACGGAAAUGGAAGUCGCGAAUUCCUUGACAAAUCCGGCCUCGGCCACCGCGAAGAAGGCGAUCUCGGUCCCGUGUACGGAUUCCAGUGGCGACACUUUGGCGCCGAGUAUGUCGAUGCCAAGACAGAUUACACCGGCCAGGGUGUGGACCAGCUCAAGGACGUUGUGCACAAGCUGAUCCACAAUCCUUUUGAUCGCCGUAUUAUCAUGAGCGCGUGGAAUCCCGCUGAUCUGAAGAAGAUGGCUUUGCCUCCAUGCCAUAUGUUCGCCCAGUUUUAUGUCUCAUUCCCACCUAGCAUGAAGCUUGAUGAGAAGACUGGUCGCCCGUCGGAGAAGGGUACCUUGUCCUGCGUGCUCUACCAGCGCUCCUGUGAUAUGGGUCUUGGUGUGCCAUUCAAUAUUGCGUCCUAUGCUCUCCUCACUCAUAUUCUUGCGCACGCUGCGGAUCUUCAUCCUGGAACUCUUAUUCACACUAUGGGUGAUGCUCAUGUUUACCUUGACCAUAUCGAUGCCCUCAAUGAGCAGCUUGUUCGGGAGCCAACUGAGUUCCCUGAGUUACGCAUCAAGCGGGAUGAUCGCGGCAGUGCGGUGAUUGAUGGCUGGAAGGAGGAUGAGUUUGAGGUCAUUGGAUAUAAGCCUCACAAGAUCAUCAAAAUGAAGAUGAGUGUCUGA